This is a messenger RNA of Cercospora beticola, 381 nucleotides long. RefSeq lists its product as uncharacterized. The record is from RefSeq and is a predicted model, not a curated record. Gene Ontology annotation, molecular function: metal ion binding. Lineage: Eukaryota; Fungi; Ascomycota; Dothideomycetes; Mycosphaerellales; Mycosphaerellaceae.
AUGUCCACCACCCUCCCAAGCAAACGCGACUUCCUCGCAACAGGCCUAACACCAAUCCCUGACACUCAUUCAACCGGCUCAUGCCCCCUCUGCCACAAAUCCAUCACCGACACAGUAGCGAUCCCUUGCUCAAACCAACACGCCUUCUGCAAAUCCUGCAUUAUCGUCUGGACGACCGUGAACAAGAAGUGCCCUGUAGACGGCGAAGUGCUCUACCAAGGACCGGAUCGUCGAACCAAUGUGUUCUAUCUGCUGGAGAUUACUAUAUUUGAUGAUGGCGGUGGUGCGAAUGCUGGACAAACAGGUUCUGGUCAGGAGCCUCGGGGUCGCGGUAAUGCAGGCGGCGGUGAUCCAGAGAGGGGUCGUAGACGUGGCGAGUGA